AUGUCCUGGCAAGCAUACGUAGACACCAACCUCGUCGGUACAAAGAGAGUAGCUCAGGCUGCGAUCUUGGGAAAGGCUGGAGGUAUAUGGGCUAAAUCCUCAGGGAUCACGAUCUCCCCAGAAGAGCAGAAGGCGAUCACUGCUGCGUUCACGAACAAAGCUGCAGUUCAGGCCUCUGGCUUCCGUGUCGCUGGCCAGAAAUACUUCUUCCUAUCGUCGGAUACCUACGGAGAUGAUCCGGAUCUUAUUGUGGUUCAGGGCAAGAAAAAUGCGGACGGUGCUGUACUAGCACAAACGAAACAAGCUAUCCUCGUCGUUACAUACGCUUUUCCUCAGACAGCUCAAGAUGCAGGCAUGGUAGUCACCACUCUGGGAUCAUAUCUUGCUAGCCUAAAUUACUAG
This is a messenger RNA of Suillus bovinus, 402 nucleotides long. Its product is annotated as profilin. The record is from RefSeq and is a predicted model, not a curated record. The transcript is spliced from 4 exons. The coding region runs from base 1 to 402 and encodes 133 amino acids. NCBI's taxonomy places the organism in Eukaryota, Fungi, Basidiomycota, Agaricomycetes, Boletales, Suillaceae. Gene Ontology annotation, cellular component: cell cortex. Gene Ontology annotation, molecular function: actin monomer binding.